AGUAAGUGUGCUUGGUCCAAGAUGAAUUCUGGUGACUCAAUCGACUAGAUUGCCCUCUGGCCUUCUUUACCUCCCCCCCCCCUCCAGCCCCUCCUCCCUCGUACUUCAUUCCUCCCCUUGUCUCCAAUUGAACCCGCGAACCCUGCGAACUCGUCAAACAGGUUCAGAAGAUCCAACAUGGAGGCAAUCAAGCAGACAUUCCAACGGUGCAAGGCCGAGAAGCGGAGCGCCUUGGUCACCUAUGUGACUGCAGGCUAUCCCAAGCCAGAGGACACCGCCGAGAUCUGCCUGUCCAUGGAGAGGGGAGGUGCAGAUAUCAUCGAACUCGGGGUGCCCUUCACAGACCCCAUAGCGGACGGCCCGACCAUCCAGACCUCCAACACCGUCGCCCUCGAGAAUGGCGUCACCCUGUCGAGCACCCUUCAGAUGGUUCGUGAUGCCCGGAAAAGGGGGUUGAAGGCGCCUGUGCUGCUCAUGGGCUACUACAACCCCAUGCGCGCCUACGGCGAGGAGGCGCUGUUGGACGACUGCAAGGCCGCCGGCAUCAAUGGCUUCAUCAUCUGCGACCUGCCCCCCGAGGAGGCCGUCUCCUUCCGCAAGCUAUGUUCCAAGGCCGGCCUCUCCUAUAUUCCCCUAAUCGCCCCCGCCACCUCAGACAAGCGCAUGCGCCUGCUCUGCCAGCUCGCCGACUCCUUCAUCUACGUCGUCUCGCGCAUGGGCGUCACGGGCGCCCUCGGUACAAUGAACGCCAACCUGCCCGAGCUGCUCGAGCGUGUCAACAAGUACUCCGGUGAUAAGCCCGCCGCCGUCGGUUUCGGUGUUUCCACCCGCGACCACUUUACCAGCGUCGCACAGAUCGCCAACGGCGUAGUCGUGGGCAGCAUGAUUGUCACCACCCUGCAGAAGGCACCCGAGGAUCAGCGCUAUAAAGCUGUCGAGGAGUACUGCUCAUACCUUUGUGGCCGGACCCCCGAAGAUGGCCUGACGAGGGAAGUCGGUGUUGUCGAGGCAAUCUCUCAGGCCAAGGAGCCCAGCGCCCAGCCCACUGUGAGCGCCGUCAUCUCAGACAACCAUGUCAAUGGCGACGACGCCAGCCUGGUGUCCCAGCUCGCCGCACUGCAUGGCAAGAUCCCGGAGCGCUUCGGUGAGUUUGGCGGACAGUACGUACCCGAGUCGCUGAUGGACUGUCUGUCCGAGCUCGAGGAUGGCUUCAACAAGAUCAAGGACGACCCGUCCUUCUGGGACGAAUUCCGCUCAUACUACCCGUACAUGGGCCGGCCGGGCCAGCUCCAUCUUGCCGAGCGGCUGACCAAGCACGCUGGCGGUGCCAACAUCUGGCUCAAGAGGGAGGACCUCAACCAUACCGGAAGUCACAAGAUCAACAACGCCGUUGGUCAGAUCCUGCUCGCGCGCAGGCUAGGCAAGACUAAGAUCAUCGCUGAGACCGGAGCGGGCCAGCACGGGGUCGCAACUGCCACCGUCUGCGCCAAGUUUGGCAUGGAGUGCACAGUGUACAUGGGUGCAGAGGACGUCAGAAGGCAAGCCCUGAACGUUUUCCGCAUGAAACUUCUCGGCGCCAAGGUGGUCGCCGUCGAGGCGGGCAGCAAGACGCUCCGGGACGCCGUCAACGAAGCGAUGCGGGCCUGGGUGGUUCAGCUGGAAGAUACCCACUACAUUAUUGGCUCUGCGAUCGGCCCACACCCCUUCCCGACGAUAGUGAGGACCUUUCAGUCCGUCAUCGGCAACGAGACCAAGCAGCAGAUGCUGGAGAAGCGAGGCAAGCUGCCGGACGCCGUCGUGGCGUGCGUCGGCGGUGGAAGCAACGCCACUGGCAUGUUCUACCCCUUCUCCAACGACCCGUCCGUCAAGCUCCUCGGGGUCGAGGCCGGUGGCGACGGGAUUGACACCCCGCGCCACUCGGCGACGCUGGCGGCGGGCUCCAAGGGCGUGCUGCACGGCGUCAAAACAUAUGUGCUCCAAAACGAGCACGGGCAGAUCCAGAACACGCACUCGGUUUCCGCCGGCCUCGACUACCCCGCCGUCGGGCCGGAGCUGGCCUCGUGGAAGGACAGCGAGCGCGCCAAGUUUGUUGCCGCCACAGACCAACAGGCAUUCCUCGCCUUCAAGCUCAUCAGCGAGCUUGAGGGCAUCAUACCUGCGCUGGAGUCGGCGCACGGUAUCUACGGCGCCAUCGAGCUGGCCAAGACCAUGAAGCCUGGCGAGGAUGUGGUCAUUUGUCUGAGUGGCCGCGGCGACAAGGACGUACAGAGCGUGGCCGAUGAGCUCCCUAUCAUAGGGCCUAAGAUCGGCUGGGACCUGCGGUUCUAGAGGCGCAGCAUGUGCGACGACCCGGCUCGGUGUUGCCGGGUUCGAAAUGGCGCUUGAAGAGGCAAUAGUGAUUGGGCGAGUACUGUGGUCUGGGCUGGUGUACCCCUUCUGUAGAUAUACAAUGAAUGCCAUCGGCCACGAUGGUGCCAGGGCGUCAAUAGAAAAUACACACGGCAUGUACCCAACGGGAUACGGAACCGGGCAUAUGCGCUCGCAGAAACUUUGUACAUUUUACAUUUGUGUAUGUGUGGGUCGCAGUGUCAUGGCGCUUGCUCCUUCAUGAAGCCUUCAUCCUUGCCGAUGACAAAGUCCUCGUCCCCAUCUAUCAUCUGCUGAGUUUCGGCCAUGAGCUGCUGCGUCUGCUGGGCAGGGGCACCAGCGGGUAUCAAGCCCAUAAGGAUCGCCUCUUGCAGGGCCUCAGCUUCCAAGACACCGUCUGACUUUGGCGGGAGCCCCAGGGCCAUCCUCUCCGCGGCGAACCUCAGCUUGACGGUCUCGCUCUGCAUGAUUCUCCACCUCAGCUUCCACCCCCACGGCCCCAGGUCCUUGAUGCGCUGGCUCUUGUCGCCGAGCAGGUAGUUGUCGAGGCCUCCAGCCUUGUCGAUGGUGCGCAGCACGCGCGUGGUGACCCUGGUCUGGACGAAGCAGCUCAGCGAGUCGCUCCACAGCCGCCGGCGCUGGACGUUGGGGCGCCACUUGCGAGGGGUCUUGACAUCGUGCUUCUCGGAGACAUUGUUGCCGAACUGGAUGCGCGAGGAGCCGUAGAGGCCGCCAUUGGACUGCUUGUAAACCCGGCGGGGUCCAUAUGGGUAGGGCGGGAUCUCGGGGGACCUGGAGCUGGGCUUAGGGAUGGGCACGGAGAGGCCGUGGCUGUCGCGAGGCACGCCUUGGUAAGGGUAGCCCGUGGCGAGGAGGGCGGAGGACGUGCCAAAGGCCCUCGCGGCGCGAUGGCAUGUGGAUUGUGCAGGGCAAAAGUGUGAGGCUGCCGGUCGGGCCAGGACGGUCCGCAGGGGCAGUAAGGUCGAGGACAUGGCUGAAGUGAUGUGGCUUAUCGUCAUGUCGGUGCCAUGGGUGUGCAACGCGGUCCUCGGCUCCUCGGCUCCACCACACAAGUGUUGGCGGUCGUGGGUUUGCGGUCGCAGUCGCGGGACUGGAGCUUGGGUCGUCACUCGCAGAUGCGUCUUCACUGCAGUUGCUGUCUCCUGGGCCGUUGUCUGCUGAGGGCCCCGGCCAAGCAGGGUCGGUCGG
This is a messenger RNA of Diaporthe batatas, 3576 nucleotides long. RefSeq names its product tryptophan synthase TRP5. The transcript is spliced from 6 exons. The coding region runs from base 178 to 2328 and encodes 716 amino acids. The record is from RefSeq and is a predicted model, not a curated record. Gene Ontology annotation, cellular component: cytoplasm. NCBI's taxonomy places the organism in Eukaryota, Fungi, Ascomycota, Sordariomycetes, Diaporthales, Diaporthaceae. Gene Ontology annotation, biological process: L-tryptophan biosynthetic process. Gene Ontology annotation, molecular function: tryptophan synthase activity.